Sarcophilus harrisii (Tasmanian devil) is the source of this 5012-nucleotide messenger RNA. It is a transcript of the gene IDO2, whose product is annotated as indoleamine 2,3-dioxygenase 2. The coding region runs from base 311 to 1414 and encodes 367 amino acids. The transcript has 10 exons. The record is from RefSeq and is a predicted model, not a curated record. Gene Ontology annotation, biological process: 'de novo' NAD+ biosynthetic process from L-tryptophan. Lineage: Eukaryota; Metazoa; Chordata; Mammalia; Dasyuromorphia; Dasyuridae. Gene Ontology annotation, molecular function: metal ion binding; L-tryptophan 2,3-dioxygenase activity; heme binding. Gene Ontology annotation, cellular component: cytoplasm.
CCCCUAGAUAAAGCUUACUUUGUAUUGGAUUGUAACCUCACAUACCCAUUUCCUGCUCUUGGAGGGAUUCUUCAUUUUAAUUCUUAGGAGAAUAUUGUAUUCCAUGAUAUUUUUAUCUCACCUAUGUUAAAAAAAAUAGGCUUUUGUUUCAGGGAGAAGCUAAAAUUCAUACCUUACACGUGCUGAAAAUUUAAUGUAGGGCACUUUAAAAAAGUAACAAGAGCAAUAAAACUUGGGGGGAAAAAACAGAUUCAGAAAGUAACAAGGAUAACAAGUCAGAUGAAACUUGAAGGAACUUUCCCAUUACUACAUGCCUUGGAUGGAAAUAGCCAACAAUUUGCCUCUCAUGAUAGAGAGUCAUCAGCUCCGAGUCAGAGUGGAUGAGAUGCCCCUAUUAAGCUGUCACCUCCUGAAAGGUCAUCGAGAACAAUACUUGGCUCAUCUGCUGCUUAGUUUUAUUACUAUGGGAUAUGUCUGGCAGGAAGGAGAGAAGAACAUUCCUAAGGUUCUUCCAAGAAACUUGGCCCUUCCCUUUGUGGAAGUCUCUCAAAAUUUGGGUCUACCUCCUAUACUGGUACACUCAGAUUUUGUCCUGUCAAACUGGAAGAAAAAGGAUCCAGAUGGACCUCUGGAAAUCAGGAACCUGGACAUCAUUGUCUCACUUCCCGGAGGUGAGAGUCUGAAGGGCUUUAUCCUGGUGACUCUUUUGGUGGAAAAGGCAGCAGUGCCUGGGAUUAAGGCGCUGACUCAGGCCAUAAAUGCAGUCCUUCAGUCCAGCGAAGAUGAGCUACUCCAGGCUUUGAAGCAGAUGAGAACAUCCGUUGUUGAUAUGAUCAAAGCCUUGAGACAAAUGCAUGAUUAUGUAGAUCCAGCCAUAUUUUAUGCAGUCAUCCGGAUCUUUCUCUCUGGCUGGAAGGAUAACCCAGCAAUUCCAGAGGGGCUGAUAUAUGAAGGAGUCUCAGAAGAGCCAUUGAAAUAUUCCGGAGGAAGUGCAGCUCAAAGCACAGUGUUUCAUGCAUUUGAUGAGUUAUUAGGUGUUUGUCAUAGCAAGGAAAGCACUGCUUUCUUGCACAGGAUGAGGGAGUACAUGCCUCCUUCCCACAGGGCUUUCAUAGAAGAAAUCCACUCUGCCCCUUCCCUGAGGGAAUACAUCUUGUCUUCUGGGAGCUGUCUGCUACGUGAAGCUUAUAAUCAAUGUGUGAUGGCCCUGGCAGAGCUGAGGAGCUGUCACAUCAACAUCGUAGCCAAGUAUGUCCUCACAGGGGCAACCAAGGCCAAAGAUGGGGGCCUGAGCCCCCUCCCAGGAACACCUCAGGCCCUGGCAGCGAGGGGAACAGGUGGAACGGCUGUCUUCAAUUUUCUGAAAAGUGUCAGGGACACAACCAUGGAAGGAAUCAUUAAGCAAUGUGACUGAAUUUGCCUCAACUUCUUGUAGGCCAAAGGAAAGAGGAAGAGGAAGAAUGUUUCUUUUCCCUUCUCAUUUCUUUUCCAGCCCUUCCACUUGCUUCAUGUCCCCUCUCCUCAAGUGGUUUGUCAGGAAUUGGUGGGUAUAAUCAAAUAGAACUCUGUGUUCUGGGUUCCAUGUAACAUCCUGUUCUCCUUUGUGAAGAGCCGUUCCUUAACAAAGAAAAAGAUUAGCAUUGCGCUUUGUCCAAGACAUUGCUCUGUCUGGGUAGUACUUAAUAGCAAAUGAUUUUGGACACAUCCUCAUUUAUAUAUAUGUAGUGGACCAUGUCUACUUUGUGCUGUCUGCAAGGUAAAUCUGCCCUCAGUCUAGAUAAAUGCUAUGAUAAAAUACUAUGAGAUUGCCUUGUUGACUAUUUCUUUACCAGAAAAAUUCAGAAUUCAUUAAACAAACAUUCAAUGCCAUUACUAUAGUCUUUAAAAUCCUAAAAGAUAAGUUCCAAGCUGGUUCAUUUUUGUCUUUGUUUUCCCAAUGCCUAUCACAGGGCUUUUCACAAAGUAGGUACUUAACAAAAGCUUGUAGAAUUUUGAAUUAUUUCAACUUUGUCUUUUCCCCAGUAGUCAGCACAGUGCUCUUCACCCAACAGGUAUUCCAUAAAAGUUUCUGAAUAAAUGAAUGAAUGAAUGCUGUAUACAAUAUCUUAUGUCUAUCAUUGGACAGAAUGCAAAAAACUCUCAGGACAUAAUCCCUGAUCUCACAGAGCUUGCAAUCUAGUGGAGAAACAAAGUAAACAACUUUCAUUUACAUAGUGUUUAAAAGUUUGGAAAGCCAUUUAUGUAUACUCUAUUUUGGCUUCACAACAGCCAUGGAAAAGCAGGUAUCACAUAUAAUAUUGUUUCUAUUUUAUAAAUGAAGAAAUUAAGGAUCGAAGAGACCCACAUGUUGCCCACAGUUAAUAUUAAUGUCACAGUUAGUGAUAUUUGAACCCAAGUUACUUCUGACUCCCAAUUUAGUGAUUUUAUAUGCUAUGCCAUACUGACAUGUACAAAAAUCGCUAUAAUUAAGAACUGUGUCAUAUUGGACUCCUAACAAGAGGGAGGAGUACAGCUUGGUUAUUAUUAUUUGUGCUAUAAUAAUUCAUUAUUUAAUUUUAUUUUCUAAACAACUCCAGGUUUGAGGAGUUCAAGAAACACUUGACUUGUAGGAGUUAAAAAACAAUGGUUCAGUACCUGAUUUGCAAGAAUAAUUAGGGAAAAUAGGCUAAAUAAGCUAGUGUGAGCUCCUAACUCAUUCCUCUUUUGGUGGCCUCCUCAAUAAAAGUCUUGUGCCAGUUUCUUGGAAGUUUUUGCCUCCUCAUCAGAUAGUAGGGUACCUUUCUCUCUCUCAUGUUCAGUCCUUUUUACUAGGGUAUACUGAGUGUACCUGACCCAAAUAUUUGGUAGUAUUUUUCAAGGAAGUUAAAGAUCCUACUUUUAGCCCCAUUGGUAAUUCAGCUAUUAUCAUGUUACAGAUGGUGAAACUGAGGUAGAAUGAAUUGCCUGAAAUCAGGACAGUAAAGAAUAUCUGGAAUUGGAUCUGAUUUUCUCACUCAAUUCUUUCCAUUAUAUCAUGGUUAUCUCAAGAAUUGAUAAGGGGAAUUGGUCACUUUAGGCUGGGUGUAGGAUGGGGAAUCUGAGAAGAUUUCAUGGGCAAGAUGGUAUUUGAUAAAAUGGCAAAUGGAGUGGUAAAAUAUUAAGGAAACUCAAGUACUCCAGUUUGGCUGAGUGAAACUAAAAACAUAAAUAAAGGUAGAGAGGGGCACUAAAUGAUAGUCUGAGGAAUCUGUACAUCACCUAUCGGGCCCUAGGUAUCAAAGAAACAUUAAUGCUCUUUGACUGGAUAUGACAAAAUCUGAGUUGCAGAGAUAAGGCACCUGGCCACUUUGUGUAGGAUGGGCUAAAGGAGCAAGAGACUAGAAUCAGAUCAGUUAAGAGGCUGUUUUAAUAACUGUUUAGUUGGAUAGCAGAGUGUGAAACAGAGAGCUAUAUACAAUGAGCCUGAAUAGGUAGAUUGUGAAGGGCUUUUAGCACUAAAUAAAAUAGGCUAGAUUUUAUCCUAGAAGGAUAUUUGGUUUACUGAGAAGGAAAGUGACAUGUUCAGAUAUGUGCUUAAGGAAAAUCACUUCGGUAGCAGCAGGAAAAAUGUAAUGAAGUAAAGAGAGACUUGAGGCAGUGAGAUCAAUUAGGAGGUACUGGCAACAAUUCAGAUAAGAGGCAAUCAGAUCCUGAACUAAAAUGGAAGUUGUGUGAGUAUUCGAAUGGAUCAAAUGUAAGUGAUGUAGAAGCAGAACCAGAAAGACUUUACCUAGAUCCUAUGGGAUGAGAGACAGUGAAGAAUUAAGGAAAUUAUCAAUAUUAUUAAUUUGAGAGAAGGAAAGAAGUUCAAAAAAGGAGUGACCUUGAGGGAAAGAUAAAUUCUCUUUUGAACUUGAUGUAUUUGAUAUGUCUCUAGGACAUCUUACUUUAAUUGUCUAAUAGGCAAUUAGUGAUGACUGAAACUCAGGAAAGAUAUUGGAACUGGGUAUGGAUAUAUGGAUGAGCGAAUCAUCUGCAUAGAGGUUAACAUUAAAUUCUUGUUGCCGCCAGUAGAGAGUAUAAUGAGAAAAAAGUAGAGAACUUACAACAGAGACUUGAGCAAUAUCCUCAUUUAGGGAAAAUUAUCUGAUUGAGCAAAGAAGAUCAAGGAGAGGUUAAGGGGACAAGAGUAUUACUAGGAGAAAAUAGCUUCACAAAAGCCCAGAAAGAAGAGAGUUUUCAGGAGGAGGAAGAAUGGGGAAAAAAACUGAUUUAGUAAUUAAAACAUCAUCAGUAAUUUUGGAAACAAUAAUUCCCUACAAAUGAUGUGAUCAGAAAUCUAAUUGCAAAGGGAUUAAAGAGUGAAUGAGAAAGAGGAAAAAAAUGAAAACAAAAACAAAUAAUUUUUUAAAAAGAGGAAGAGGAGGCAGUGAGUAUAGACAGCAGUUUCUAGUUUCUGUCUGAGGAGAGACAUAGGAUUAUAACUUGUGGGUCUAAGAAUGGAGGAAGCUUAGUAAUAUUUGAAGGUGGCAGGGAAGGAACUAGUAUAUAAAACUUAUGCUAUUUAUCUCACAGGGUCCCUGUGAGACUAUAAAAUUUGAAGGUAUUGUAGAAAUAUGAAUUAUUUAUUAUUAGCACUAGUUUGAAUCCAUUAUUUUAUAAAGUUGUGUGUUAUUUGUUUUUGAAAACACCUUUGGCAGAGAUAGUUGGUUUAAGAGAAUAAUUCAGUGACUAAGUAACUAUAAAGGGACUGAGAUUUUAAGAGAGUGGUCAGAUUUUCUUUUAGGGACACGAAAAGGUCAAUUGGUUUGGGGUUUUUUUGCAUGAGAAAGUCGGGACAGUUUGCAGUACUUUUGCCACUGGACCCAGAUGACUCUGGAGGAGAAAGUGAGCCCAGUGACCUUAUACAGCCCUCCCUCACUUAAAUCCAAUUCAUGGAUUUCUUGUGUCAUGAUAUCACCUAUCUGAUGUCAUGAUCCUCUUUGAGAAUAAAGAACAAACAGCAAUAACAUAGCCAUCUCAUAACUUGUUUUUAUCAUUCUUUCUCUGAAAUA